Molecule: messenger RNA, 492 nt
Organism: Aegilops tauschii subsp. strangulata
Lineage: Eukaryota; Viridiplantae; Streptophyta; Magnoliopsida; Poales; Poaceae
Source: RefSeq, a predicted model, not a curated record
UACCACUGCUAGGAAGCAAGCCUCACUUCUUCGUCUGACCACCACUGAUCAUUAGCGUAGGCAGCACCGGGAAGCAACCUCUCUGCUCAGGCUAGCAUGGGGAAGGUGUGCUGCAGCAGCGAGUCGGAGGAGGAGGCGGGCUUCAGCUUCCUGGGGCUCCUCGUCGCGGCCGUCAUCGCCUUGGUGUUCAUGCUCCUCUGUACCCCGCCGAAGCGGCGCUGCGUCACCAUCUACCCGUGCUGUUGAGGCUGAGGAGUCUCCAAGGAUCUCUGGUUGCUGGGAGGAACGUUCUGUUGUUCAUGGGAGGGAGCAGGCCAGGCAAUGGUCCCUGGUUUUCUUCGGUUCAGAAAAUAAUUUCUACUACUGAAUUGUAGGACUCGUCGAAACUGUAAGCCAUGUUUAUCGGUAUAUUAGGCUGUCCAUCUCUAUCUGUACCAUGAACUGAUACAUCUGGGGAAAAUAGAUAUCAUCAGACUUGUUAUGUUGUUUUCA